Molecule: messenger RNA, 1049 nt
Organism: Megalops cyprinoides (Indo-Pacific tarpon)
Lineage: Eukaryota; Metazoa; Chordata; Actinopteri; Elopiformes; Megalopidae
Gene: bnip3la
Product: BCL2 interacting protein 3 like a
Exons: 6
Coding region: 37-750 (237 amino acids)
Biological process (GO): mitochondrial outer membrane permeabilization; positive regulation of apoptotic process; defense response to virus
Cellular component (GO): nucleus; mitochondrial envelope; mitochondrial outer membrane
Source: RefSeq, a predicted model, not a curated record
UCAUGUUGGCAGUCGAAAGCGACCCGCACAGGCAACAUGUCGGCUGCUGCCGCUGCACAGCAAAACAACAACGAAGAACCGGGACUAAACGGGUCCUGGGUUGAGCUGGAGAUGAAUGGUAACACGGGACCCCCCUCGCAGCUGGCACCAUCGACCGCUCCCCCCUCGGGCCCAAGCAACGGGAACGAGGGCGAGAGCCAGGCCGUCCACGCCCUGGCCGUGGUGGCGGAGGAGGAGGAGGAGAACAUGACGGGGGGCCUGGAGCACGUGCCCUCCUCCUCCUCCAUCCACAACGGAGACAUGGAGAAGAUCCUGCUGGACGCCCAGCACGAGUCGAGCCAGAGCAGCUCCUCCUGCGACAGUCCUCCCAGGCCCCACAGUCCAGAUCAGGACGAGGGUCAGAUCACCUUUGACGUGGAGAUGCCCAGCAGGAGAGACAGCCAGUCAGAAGAAGAGGGGUCAGAAAAGGAGAGAGAGGAGGAUAUCCUGAUGAACAAGGGUACAGACUGGGUGGCGGACUGGUCCAGUCGGCCAGAAAACAUUCCCCCAAAGGAGUUUCACUUCCGGCACCCCCGGCGCUCAGUGACACUCAGCAUGAGGAAGACGGGGGCCAUGAAAAAAGGGGGCGUCUUCUCUGCGGAGUUCCUCAAAGUCUUCAUCCCAUCACUGCUUCUGUCCCACAUCCUAGCUCUUGGUUUGGGGGUCUACAUUGGGAAAAGGCUGACUACGCCCUCCACCAGUUCUUUCUAAACACAAACAAAAAAAGUGCCUGGGAUCAGUUAUGGCGAAACGUCACCACUUGUCAAAUGAUGAUGAAUGCGGUCUCUCCUUCUGUCCCCCCAAUACACACACAACACACACACACACACUUUCUUUUUUUUUCCCUGCUUUAUAUAUUCAGUCUUCCUUUUUUUCUUCUGUCUCAUAAGAUCAUUCUCAUUUUAAGCCUAGUCCAUUUCUCCCCAGCACUGUGCACCAGGUUUGGAUGAAAUGCACUGUGUUUUAAGAAUUAGGAAUCCCACACCCACACACACACACCCACACACACA